Columba livia (rock pigeon) is the source of this 2741-nucleotide messenger RNA. RefSeq names its product LIM domain binding 2 (gene LDB2). Gene Ontology annotation, biological process: negative regulation of transcription by RNA polymerase II; positive regulation of transcription by RNA polymerase II; nervous system development. Gene Ontology annotation, cellular component: transcription regulator complex; nucleus. NCBI's taxonomy places the organism in Eukaryota, Metazoa, Chordata, Aves, Columbiformes, Columbidae. Bases 380 to 1375 code for a protein of 331 amino acids. Gene Ontology annotation, molecular function: LIM domain binding. The record is from RefSeq and is a predicted model, not a curated record. The transcript is spliced from 9 exons.
GAGGGGUCCUGGCUGGAAAAAUUAAACCCAAACCUCAGCCCUCUGUCAGGCGGAGAGGAAAAAAAAAUAAUUAUAUUUUUGAACUAGUGUAGAGCGUGGACAGGAAAUGACCCCUCCAGAAACUGCUGCUUUAAAAAGGAGCGGCGGUGCCUGAAGCUCUCCAGUCCCUCUCUCUCUCCGGAGCCGGAGCGCUCCCGCUCCCCCCGCCCCCCCGGCUCCCGCUAUAGAGGCUCCCACAGCAGUUCCAGCCAGUGCGUGCAGCCUGGAUGUGUGUGCGAGUGCGCGCUGCUACUUUGUACUGUGAAGAACACACAGCCCAUGUGCUCUGUAUGGAUGUUGAUGAUACUCUGUGUAGCUUGAAUCUCUGCAAGCAGGCAAGAUGUCCAGCACACCACAUGACCCCUUCUAUUCUUCUCCUUUUGGCCCAUUUUAUAGGAGACACACACCAUACAUGGUGCAACCAGAGUACCGAAUAUAUGAAAUGAACAAGAGGCUGCAGUCGCGGACGGAGGAUAGUGACAACCUCUGGUGGGAUGCCUUUGCAACUGAAUUUUUUGAAGAUGAUGCAACCUUAACCCUUUCAUUUUGUUUGGAAGAUGGACCAAAGCGAUACACAAUUGGAAGGACCCUCAUUCCUCGUUAUUUUAGCACUGUCUUUGAAGGAGGUGUAACAGACCUGUAUUACAUUCUCAAGCACUCAAAAGAGUCAUACCACAACUCAUCCAUCACAGUGGACUGUGAUCAAUGCACCAUGGUCACUCAGCAUGGAAAACCCAUGUUUACCAAGGUAUGCACAGAAGGACGUCUUAUCUUGGAGUUUACUUUUGAUGAUCUUAUGAGAAUAAAAACAUGGCACUUUACUAUUAGACAGUACAGAGAAUUAGUCCCACGCAGCAUUCUAGCCAUGCAUGCACAAGACCCUCAGGUGCUGGAGCAGCUGUCCAAAAACAUCACUCGAAUGGGUCUGACAAACUUCACCCUCAACUACCUCAGGUUGUGUGUAAUACUGGAGCCAAUGCAGGAACUGAUGUCAAGACAUAAAACUUACAAUCUAAGUCCUCGAGACUGCUUGAAGACUUGCUUGUUUCAAAAAUGGCAGAGAAUGGUGGCCCCACCAGCAGAACCCACAAGACAACCGACAACCAAACGGAGAAAAAGGAAAAACUCUACCAGCAGCACUUCCAACAGCAGUGCUGGGAACAACGCAAAUAGUACCAACAGCAAGAAAAAGUCAGCUGCUGCGAACCUGAGUCUAUCAAGUCAGGUACCUGAGCUAGGAGCACUCCAGAGCUGCAGCCUCAACCCUGGGAGGGAUGGAGCCUUGUGUCAUUCAACAGCAGUGACCCCCACUGGCCAAUUUAAGGAGAAGCAUUGAGGGGCUCUAAAAGGAGUCACUUCCAGUCCUCCUCAGAGGUUUCCAUAUAACAAAUAUUGGGUGCUGUUCACAGGAUGUGAUGGUGGUAGGAGAACCAACUCUGAUGGGAGGCGAAUUUGGGGAUGAAGACGAAAGGCUUAUCACUAGAUUAGAGAAUACACAGUAUGAUGCAGCAAAUGGCAUGGAUGAUGAAGAAGAUUUCAACAAUUCACCUGCACUGGGAAAUAACAGCCCAUGGAACAGCAAACCUCCUGCUAACCAGGAGACUAAAUCUGAAAACCCCACACCACAAGCUUCCCAAUAGGUUAUUUGGCAGCAGUACCCCCUGCGACAUAUGUCACUGGGUUAUUAAUACUGUUUCACAGAAUUCUUCAAAAUAAAAUUUUUAAAAAAACAGCUUUCAACAGAUACAGUAUCGAUUUCUAACCUAAAGUGAUGUGAUUUUUUUUAAUUAGGGAAAAACUCUUGUGUAAGCUUCCAUAUACAUUUCUUGGAAGCAUUCACAUACAAUAUGAUACUGGCACUGACCUCAAUUAAAAUAAUUGAAAAUUAAGGAGCAUUUCAUGGCAAAUUUCUGACAAUGCAUUUUAUUGGAAGGGGUUGUUUUUUUCCUCAUCAAGCAAUGGCCAUAUUUUAACAAGUCAUCAGUGCUCAGGAUCUCAGUAACGUAACUAUGUAAAACUUUUUACAAUUGUAAUAUAUUUUCUGCUUUUCAACUUGCACCUGAAAUUUCUUGUUUCAGAAAAAAAAAAAAACAAAACACAGCUUUUAAGGAAAAGUAAUUUAAAGUAACUUUUGUUCCUUCUUUAACUUUUCUUUCAUCAGUUAAUCAUUUAAAGGAUCCAGCAUUUUUCAUUUACGUUUAGCUGAUGCCAGUAGAUACUCUUUCCAUCAUUUAAUAAAAAUGCUGAAACAAGAAAUGUCUUUUUUUCAUCAAAGACAUGAGAAAUAUUUUUAUGUGGAAAAAGACACCCGGUCCUAUGAGAGUUUACGCUUUGUAAAAUUGCUGUCGAUCCAGAUAUUUUAAAGCCAUGUAAUCCAUUAACUUUGUGGGCAGCUUAAUAAAUCUAAAAUUUCUGUGUUUUUAUUAUUGUAUCUGAGUUGGCUUUGUUGUUAUUUCUUUUCAUAGUAUAUUUCUUGUAUAAUAUUUUUGUAAAGCCCCCAAACCUUUUUUUGGUUUACUAUUUUUUUUUUUUUAAUUCUGGUGUAUUUAUGUGAAACUUUAUAAAAGAAACUAAUUUUUUCAUUUACAUAUUAAUAUGUUCAGCUCAUCAUGUAAAGACACAGUGAGUCAGUGUGUUAUAUAAUACAACUGUAUUUUAUGUAUGCUUUGCCAAUAAGUGUGCCAAUAAACUGUGUUAACAAA